Molecule: messenger RNA, 998 nt
Organism: Anthonomus grandis grandis
Lineage: Eukaryota; Metazoa; Arthropoda; Insecta; Coleoptera; Curculionidae
Product: histone H3.3A
Exons: 3
Coding region: 179-589 (136 amino acids)
Cellular component (GO): nucleosome
Molecular function (GO): structural constituent of chromatin; DNA binding; protein heterodimerization activity
Source: RefSeq, a predicted model, not a curated record
AGCAGGAAUGUUCUGGACCAAUAGUGAGCGAUCGACUCCAAUCAAGUGACAGUAGUCCGAUUGUGCGACCAAUGAAAUCCCAUAUCGGAGCGUCACUGUGGCUUUCACUUUCGUGUUGAGCGUAUCGCCGUAUUCCGUUCGUAGUUUCUCUUGAAAUUUAUCGAUCUAAUCAAAAGCCAUGGCUCGUACCAAGCAAACCGCGCGUAAAUCGACCGGAGGCAAAGCGCCCCGUAAACAGUUGGCCACCAAAGCGGCCAGAAAGUCGGCGCCCUCAACUGGCGGAGUGAAGAAGCCCCAUCGUUACCGUCCGGGUACCGUCGCCCUUAGGGAAAUCAGACGUUACCAAAAAUCCACCGAGUUGCUCAUCCGUAAACUGCCAUUCCAACGGUUGGUGAGAGAAAUCGCCCAAGAUUUCAAGACCGAUUUGCGUUUCCAGUCGGCAGCUAUUGGGGCUCUCCAGGAAGCCAGUGAGGCCUACUUGGUGGGCUUAUUCGAAGACACCAAUCUGUGCGCGAUCCACGCCAAGAGGGUGACCAUUAUGCCAAAGGACAUCCAAUUGGCCCGCCGAAUUCGCGGAGAGAGAGCUUAAGCGCCCUCUACUUUCCGCAUAUGUACCAAGUACCGUUUUUCUUGGGAGUUUAUUUUUCAUCUAGCAUACUGCCAGUCGAGGUGUGUGUAUAACAUAAUAUUUAUUGUUAAGCAUUUUUUUAUAUAUCACUAAGUCAUUUUGACAAUUUAAUCGACGUGUUUCGUUUUUGUUCAGUUUUCGGUACCAUUUUUCUUGUAGUUUUCAAUGCGAAAUUACAGAUUCUUGUAGAGUCGCUUAGUAAAGGUACACGUGUAUUUUCUAAGGUAGUUUUUAGUGUUUUUUUUUUGUUUUUAAGAAGUUUAUUUAAGUUAGGAGAAUUUCUCCGACGGUUCUUUUGUAAGGUAUCGAUUUACUUUCCUAGAUGUAGAGAUUUUCGUAUAAUUAAUCUAAAUAAACAUUAGUACCUAAA